UUACAUUAGUUUACUAAUUUUAUUACUUAUUCGUGGUAAGACAAGAGAAACCAUUGUACAAUACAUCAUAGAGUAGACUAUGUUUGCCUACCUUUUUUGAAUAGAAAGACAUUUGUCACAACACAUUGUUGACAUUUUCAAGAAUCAAAUUGCUCACUAAAUAGUGGUAACACUCCAAGUUAUAUUUGCAAAACCUCUGAUCUCACCCAAAAAUCAGACAUGGCAACCAAAACACAAAACCAGCUUCAUGUAUUCUUCUUCCCUUUCAUGGCUCAAGGACAUCUAAUCCCAGCUAUAGACAUGGCCAAGCUUUUUGCUUUGCGUGGCCAGAGAUCCACCAUCAUCACAACUCCUUACUUCACACCUUUUCUCACCAAAUCACUUGAAAAGAACAGAAAUUUACAUACCCCAGUUGACAUUCUCACGAUUAAGAUUCCCAGUUCUGAGGCUGGAUUUCCCAAAGGGAUCGAGAGUUUAGACAUGGCUCCUACGCCUCAAGUACAAGGCAAAUUUUUUGAAGCUAGUGGCUUAUUUGAGCCACAAAUCGAUGAGCUUUUAGAACUAUACCGACCCGAUUGCCUAGUUGCUGAUAUAUUCUUCCCUUGGGCAACAGAUGUAGCUGCCAAAUAUGGAAUUCCCAGGCUUAUUUUCCAUGGUAGUUCUAAUUUUGCUAUGUGUUGUAAUCUAUCAGUGUUUCGAUCUAAGCCUUAUAAACAUGUCUCGUCUGAAUACGAACCCUUUGUUAUUCCUAAUUUACCAGACAAGAUCGAGUUUACUGCCAGCAGAGUAGCUGAUUUCAUUAAAGAAGAUUCUGAAACUGAAACUGAUCACUUCACAAAAAUGUAUAAGGUAAUGAAAGAAGUUGAAUUGAGAAGCUAUGGCAUUUUGGUGAACAGCUUCUAUGAACUUGAACCAGCUUAUGCUGAUCAUUACCCAAAGGUUAUUCAGGGAAUAAAGACUUGGCAAAUAGGUCCUCUUUUCUUAUACGAUAAAGGGCUAAAUUUGGAAGAACAUGAAUGCUUGAAGUGGCUCCAUUGCAAGAAACCGAAUUCUGUAGUUUAUGUAAGUUUUGGAAGUGUAGCAAAUUUCAACGAUGAACAGCUUAUGGAGAUUGCUACUGGGCUCGAGGCUUCUGGGCAACAAUUCAUUUGGGUUGUGAGAAGAGAAAAGAAAGAAGGGGUUAGUGAAGAAUGGCUUCCAGAAGGAUUUGAAGAGAGAAUGGAAGGAAAGGGUGUCAUAGUAAGAGGAUGGGCACCUCAAAUUCCAAUCCUUGAGCACGAAGCAAUUGGGGGAUUUUUGACUCAUUGUGGUUGGAACUCUACUUUGGAAAGCAUCUGUGCUGGUGUUCCGAUGGUGACUUGGCCUGUUUCGGCAGAGCAAUUUUGUAAUGAGAAGUUGGUUAGUGAAAUUCUGAGAGUUGGGAUUGAAGUUGGAGCUAAGAAAUGGAAAGUACUGGUGGGUGAUUUUGUGAAGAGGGAUGCCAUAGAAAGAGCUGUGACUCGGCUUAUGAAGGGAGAUGAAGCUGAGGAAAUGAGAAGCAGAGUGAAGGAACUUGCAGACAAGGCAAGGAAUGCUAUCUUGGAUGGAGGCUCAUCUGUCUUGGAUUUAGAUGCUUUGUUUCAUGAUUUGAAAAAUGCCAGUGCCACUAGAAAAGAGUGAUAUAUAUAUAUAUGUAUAUGAGUUUCAAUUUAAAAUUAUAUCUUGUGUAGUUUUCUUCUCCACUCUUUUAGUAAUUUAGACAAUCUUAAAAAUCACCUUCGUUAUAAGAGUUUUAUACCUUAUCUUUCUUUAGUUGUGUCAUCGGUAUGUAAUAGGAGAGUUUCCAUCCAUUAAAAAUGACACUAUUCAAUUUAAAAUUACUCUUGCUCUUCGCUUUGCCAAAAAUAAAAAUAAAAAUUACUCUUGUUCUUCUUUAGAA
Cannabis sativa is the source of this 1918-nucleotide messenger RNA. Its product is annotated as UDP-glucose flavonoid 3-O-glucosyltransferase 7-like. The transcript has a single exon. Lineage: Eukaryota; Viridiplantae; Streptophyta; Magnoliopsida; Rosales; Cannabaceae. Gene Ontology annotation, molecular function: UDP-glycosyltransferase activity. The record is from RefSeq and is a predicted model, not a curated record. The coding region runs from base 220 to 1659 and encodes 479 amino acids.